Molecule: messenger RNA, 2058 nt
Organism: Dovyalis caffra
Lineage: Eukaryota; Viridiplantae; Streptophyta; Magnoliopsida; Malpighiales; Salicaceae
Source: the annotation of a GenBank genome assembly
AUGGAGAAAGAGCAAGAGCAAGAUUGUUGUGGCACACAACUGAUAGAUGGAAAUGGAGUGCUCAAUGAGGAAGGACUCGAGAACUUCACAAGAGCCACCAACCUGCGGGAAUGUGGUCUCUCUUAUGCUUGUGUUGCAAUUAUGGGUCCCCAAAGUAGUGGGAAGAGCACCAUAAUGAAUCAUCUCUUUCAGACAGACUUCAAGGAGAUGGACGCACGCAGGGGAAGAAAUCAAACAACCAAGGGCAUUUGGAUUGCAAAGUGUAAAGGUAUUGAGCCUUUCACAAUUGCCAUGGACCUGGAGGGAACCGACAGCAGGGAAAGAGGCGAGGUACUGAGCACUGUACCAACUCCACUUGAGUGUUUGGAGCCCGUUCUAAGGGAUGAUAUUGAGAAGAUAUGGGGCGAAGUAGCUAAACCUGAGGCUCAUAAAAGUACUCCUCUCAGUGAAUUUUUUGAUGUGGAGGUUGCUGCUUUGUCUAGCUAUGAAGAAAAGGAGGAGCAAUUUAAAGAGCAGGUUGCUGAACUAAGGCCGCGGAUUUCCGAUUCUUUUUCGAAAGAAAGCCGCCUUGCUGGUGAUAGGCAGAGAGACGUUCCUGCUUCGGCAUUUCCUUUCAGUCUGCAGAAUAUAUGGCAAAUUGUAAAAGAGAACAAGGAUCUGGAUCUUCCCGCUCACAAGGUGAUGGUUGCCACUGUUCGGUGUGAAGAGAUUGCCAACGAGAAGCUCAAACGGUUGACCUCUGAUGAGGAUUGGUUGGCAUGGGAAGAAGCUGUUAAAGCUGGUCCGGUAUCAGGGUUUGGUGAAAAACUCAGUUCUAUUUUGGAAACCCAUCUUUCAGAAUAUGACAAGGAGUCGAUCUAUUUUGAUGAUGGUGUAAGAAAUGCAAAAAGGCAACAGUUGGAACUAAAUGCAUUAGAUGUGGUACGCCAUGCUUAUGCCACCAUGUUGAGCCAUUUACGUUCUAAGGCACUCAGAAGUUUUAAGAUUAGGCUGAAAAGGUCACUGAGCGAAGGAGGAGGGUUUGCUGAAUCUGUUCGUAUUUGUAAACAGUCUUGCAUCUCUGAUUUUGAUCAAGGAUGUGAAGAUCUGUUAUGCUUGCUUAUUCAGUUGCUUGUAUAUCCUACUCUCCCAGAUGCUGCGAUAAGACAGGCUAAUUCGGAUGGUUCAGAAGUCCGGGAAAAACUUGUUUGUGAUAUCGAGACAAUCAAACAACUCACUGAUGAGCUCAGUGGACCUGUAGAAUCACUACUUGAAACUGCUGAAAAAGACACAUGGGCUUCACUGAGAAAGCUUGUUAAGCUUAAGACUAAGAAUGCUGUCUCAGAAUUUUCAACUGCUGUUGCUAGUUUUGAGUUAGACGGAUCUAAAAUCGACAGAAUGGUGCAAACUUUGAGGACGGAUGGAAGAAACGUAGUAGAGAAAAAGCAAGAGAAGAAGCAGGGAAAGUUCACAUGGGUUUUCAAUCAUGACAAUGAUGCAAGGCCAAGGGUUUGGACCGGCAAAGAAAACAUUAGAACAAUUACAAAGGAUGCACUCUCUGAGGCUGUGAAAAUUCUAUCAGUCAUGGCAGCCAUACGCCUAGACAAGAAGCCAGAUAACAUUGAGAAAGUUCUGUUUUCCUUGCUCAUGGAUGAAACUGUUCCAUCGUCCAGAGAUAGAAGCAAUGAAGCUGCUAGAGAUCCCCUUGCCUCAAGCACAUGGGAAGAGAUCUCUACAAACGAUACACUGCUCACACCAGCCAAGUGCAAGUCAUUGUGGGGGCAGUUCGAAGCAGAGACCAAGUAUGUAGUGACCCAAGCUAUUUCCUCCCAGGCUGCUGUCUUUCGGUGGAGUACCUGGGUUCCAGUGGCAGUUGACAUUGCGCUGGAAGUAGCUGGAGUUGCAGGGAGAUCUCUUGAGGAAGAUGACAAGGACAAACCUUCUCCUCUAGUGGGGCAGAAACUUUGUCAAACUAUAAAAUCCAACAUCCCUCGUAAACGCGUGGAAUGCAUGAUGCUUCGAAAGUUCAAAGAAAAUGAACUAUCAUGGCUCAUAGCUCAAAGAAAUAGGCAUUCUUGA